CGAGAUGGUGCUGCGUCCCGGCGGCGAAACGCGGCGGUUAUCCCUAGGCGCCCGGGCAGCGCGCAUGACCCAAAAGCGCCGGUGAACGGCUGCCCGCGCCACCGUACCCCGUAACGCGGAACCUUGCACACACAGAUCGGCGAACUGUACGCUGUGCGACUGUUGUCCCGAGACCGCCCCCCGGUUUCUCGCGCAUAGGGUUUCGAUCUAUCGUUUCGUAAUAAAUAAUAAUUAAAAAAAAAAAAAAAAAAAAAAUCACUUAACGUAUACACGACCACGUCAACACCUCAUUCCUCUCUCUCACACAUACACACACACACACACACACAUACACACACAUACACACUCUUACGCACACACGCAAACACACACACACACACACAUACGCACAAACGUCGCUUCUAACGCCGCGCCGUCCGCUCACGACAUAAUAAUAUAUAAUAUAAUUUGAUAUUCACAGUAUUAUUAUUAUUAUUAUUAUCAUCGGUACCCGUCGAAGUUGUACGCGAAUCGGUCGUUUUCAUUUUGUGGGGGUCGUGGUGCCCGCCGGGGGGGUUCGCGAGUCGAUCGCACGCGCGAUGGUACGACGGAUGUGGUGCGAGUGCCGAAGCGUAUGAUAAGAAACCGGCUUCGUGGAGGGAUCUCGGCGCCGCGUGACAACGUGAACGAUGGUGGUCGGUGGUCAUGUGCGCUGCAAAUGAGCCAUGCUGUCGUUGUACGUGCGGCUGGGUGUCCUGCUGUUGUGCGCCACGACCGUGCUGCCGGCCGGCCGAGCUGCCACGUCGUCCUCGAACGUCCACAACAAACGAGAAGCUGACUACACGCUGGACGAUUCGUAUUGGAAUCAGGAGAGUCCUGUCGGGGAAGUGGAAAGACUCCUGCGGGAUUAUCGACAAAACCAAGAGCUGGUGCGGAACAUCGGAGCCAAUUAUUAUCAGAUCAUCUACCCAGUACAAAUCAGACAUCAUGACAAAAUGGGCAUCUCUACCCGAGAGGUAGGGUCACAGAAGUUUCCCAGCUCGGGGUUGCAUGGAUCUAGUGAAGGAUACUCUUCCGGUGGAUCUUUUCGACCGAAAUCUCGGAUGGGGAAACAUUUUCACAGAACUUCCAUAUUAAUAAAAGCGUUCAACCAUAAAUUUCGCCUCGACCUGGAGCUCAACACACAAUUACUAGCACCGAAUUUAGCACAGAAACAUUUUUUACCUCAUGGAGCUGAACAGGUUUCCAAACAAGAAAUUGAACAUUGUUACUAUCAUGGAACUGUUAAGGAUAUUCCUGGUGCCACAGCUGCGUUUCAUACAUGCAAUGGAGUCGCUGGAGUCAUACACAUUGGCAACGAAACGUUUAUUAUUCAUCCAUUUUACGGUGGAGACUUGUCGAAACAUCCUCAUGUGAUAUUUGAGGCGCGGGACAAGGCUAAACGCGGAUGUGCCAACGACUUGCGGCCGGAUAGGAAAAACAAAUACACCAACGGUUUUACCGGAGGACGGUUCCGGAAAAAGCGACGACUAAAACGGGACGUCAGAGAAGUGACUAAGUACAUAGAGACCGCUCUCGUGUUAGACAAAGCUAUGUUCGAAAUGAGAAAUGGCAGUUCCAGAUCUGAAGUAAUCACUGACGCCAUUCAAAUCGCAAACAUUGCUGAUUUAUACUUCCGAACGAUAAAUACCCGAGUGUCGGUAGUCUAUAUUGAAACGUGGCAAGGGGCCAACCAGGCACUAAUUGAUAAAAACAAAGAAAUUAGCACUGCAUUGCUCAAUUUUAAUGAAUACUCGUCACAUGCACUAUUCAACAUCGGUAAAGACACUGCUCAACUACUAACUGGAGAAUAUUUUGUGGGUGGCGAGACGGGGAUGGCCAUCCAUGGAACCGUGUGUACCGCUAAGUCCGUGGGCAUCAGUGUGGAUGUGAAUGCCUAUGAACCACACAUAAUAGCGGGUUCGAUGGCACAUAUGAUCGGACAUAACGUGGGAAUGGGCCACGAUGACAAAAGGGAAGAAUGUUACUGUCGCGAUUGGCAUGGUUGUAUCAUGCAACAAUCUAUUGUAGGCAUGGAAAAUAUUCAGCCAUACAAGUUUAGCGAUUGCAGCCUCAACGAUUAUAUAGACGAAUUUCGGGAAACUCGAAAUAUGUGCUUGCUCAAUAAACCAAAUGAGGUCACUAAUUUACAACAAAAAUGCGGUAACAAUAUAGUGGAAGACAACGAAGAAUGCGAUUGUGGAGGGUUCGACAACUGCCAAAAGAAUGAUCCAUGCUGUGAUCCGAUCACAUGCAAACUGAUAAAAGAAGCCGAAUGCUCUGCAUCCGGGACUUGCUGUAGUGAUUGCAAGUUUUUGGCAAUGGGUACACUAUGUAGAGCAGCAAACAACGAGUGUGACUUACCGGAACAUUGCACUGGCGACAACGGCCAAUGUCCCGCCGACAUGUACAAAAAGAAUGCCAGCCCCUGUGGAACGGAAAACGGCUUCUGUUACAUGGGCGAGUGUCCCACGCUCAACGCCCAAUGUGAAUUGAUUUGGGGUUACGGUGGGGUGUCAUCUGACAGACAGUGUUACGAUGAAUUCAAUACCAAGGGAUCGAUGAGUGGAAAUUGCGGUAUGGUUGAAGGGCCUGGUACUACCACGUACUUAAAAUGCGAUCAAAAAAACGUGUAUUGUGGAUCAUUGCAAUGUCAAAAAGGUACUAAAUAUCCUCAAAACACGUCAGCGUCUAGACACACUAAAACAGUAAUCUCUAUAGAAUCCAAGGAUUAUGAGUGCAAGUCGACAAGUGGUUCAAAAUUAUUUAGCUUAGUUCAGGAUGGAACUCCGUGCGGCGAUAAUCUAAUUUGUAUCAAUCAAACAUGCACAAGUAUGAAUCCAUACAUCGAUACACACAAUAAAUGUCCCAGUAAUCAUAAUAAUUUAGAGUGCUCUGCACACGGGAUUUGCUCAAAUUUAAACCAGUGUUUCUGUGAUAAUGGCUGGACAGGAAAUGACUGUUCUAUCCAGUUAGAAAUUUCGCCUACUUCCCCAAACUCUGCAGACGUGACAUUGUCACCAGAGGAUGCAAAAAAAGCUAAAUCCGAUCUGGAAAGCAAAAUGAUUAUGAAAGAAACUCCAUAUGUAAACGCUCACAGCACCAACACCGGUGUCUUGGUCAUGAUACUCAUGACUGCUGUCGGAGUGGUGUUUCUGAUUUUCACAUGUUCUGCUUUGUGUUAUCGCCACGUGGUUGUGUACAAAAAGAACCCCUGUUUUUGCUUCAGGAGGAGUAGUGAAAAACAAGCAACGGACAAACAAAAGCAAUCAAUCAAUACAACUCCCGUAUCGAAACCGUCCAGAUUUGACGCCCCUUCUGAAGAAUCGGCCGAAGAAAUGGCAAUGGUUAACAUUAACAGAAUUAAUAAAUACGGAAACCAAUCGCCAUAUAAUCGCUCAGAAACUGGAUCCCAUAAAAUGCUCUUUCAUCCGACAAAUCAUAUGUCUCCGAGCACUUCUGGUAUUUCUAUGGAGCAUAAAUCACAAAACUUGUCCAGAUUAGGCCUGUGCCCUAACGACGAAGAUGACAUGAAUGUCCAAGAAAACCUUCACAUGAGUGGACGUGGAAGUAGUUGUGGUCUUGCUCCAGGGUCUGUAAGUAUAUCUGACAUGGAACGGAAAAUCAAAUCACUUGAUGGUUACCACGGAGACUUGUUAGAAAAACUUCGUACCGCCGCCCAUAGAUCAUCGUCUGGUGCCAGAUCAAGUAGUGAAGACCUACUAUGGCGUACCUUGACUGAAACUGCUGAAUCGGCUUAUAACCGUAUUACAGCUAGUCAAGAAAGACUGUGUGAAGAAAGACAUGGACUUCCUCAAAGUCAUACUGUUUUAUCUGAAAGUGGAGUGCCGACUUGUCAUCGACAUCCAUAUCGAAGGCCCAGCAGACGAACAGAUAUCGCACCAGAAGACGAAGAAGAGACAGCUAAAGAAGUUUCCUCUACAAUACGUAUACGGAAUCUCGAAGACCUUUUCAAACAAAUCCAAGAGCACACUGUACGGCACAGUCCAUCUGGUUCGGAAGAGAACAGGAUGUCCGAAACAGAAGUCGACAGACACUAUAGACAUGACGCGCAUCCUGGAUGCGAAGAACCGAGGUUCGUGAGGGGUUGGUACCGUCCGGCGAGUAGGGCGACCAGCGGCUCGGCGUCGCCGUACCAACAGGCGGCAGCCCGGGCGUCGUCGGCCACCGUCCACUCGACAACAGCUCGUCGACCAAUAGCGCGGUCGGCUAGCAUGGACAUGCCGGCGGUCGCGGCCAUCGCCGACAAUGGCGUCCGACAGCCGGCGGCAGCCCGCAGUGGCGGCAGCAGCAGCGCCCGGAGCAGUCGCCGGUCCUCAGCGCACCAUCAACACCACUCCGCGUACGACCCGCCGUCGGCCACCAGCAGCGGCAGCGGCCAUUCGCCGUCGCCCCGGUGCCGACAGCGGCGAAACGGCGCCACGGACGACAUCCGCACCGCCACCGCCACAACCAGUACCAUCAUCACCGCCAACAACAUCACCACCGCCGCCGACAGCAGCAGCAACAGCAGCAACAACAUCAACCAUCACCGCCACCACCACCACCAUCAACAGCAACAACAACAACAACAUCAGCAACAACAUCGCUCCUCCCCUGCCAACGGCCCCGACCUAACCACGACCGCGGUCCCCGAACUGCGUACCGCGCUGCUCAACAACAAACAUUUUCCCGAAUACAAACACUGACGUAAAUCAAAUGCCGCCGCCGCCGCCGGAGGACCGUCGUUCGGCGGUCAUCUCUUAUCCGGUAACCACCACGACUCGUCACCCUUUUAGAGGUCGUGACGUCAAGUGGCAGAGCGGGACGAGGUGAUAGGUCCGACGGCAGCAGCGGCGAUUGUUACGCGAUUAUCGUCCCGUAUAAAUAUUAAUUUUAUUAUUGUGAUUAUUAUGAUGAAAUAGUAAAUUUUUGUGCGAAUGGUCGACGGCCAUCGCUUGCGCGUAAUAACAAAUCGUCGUCAUUAUAAUCGUUAUUAUAUACUUAAUUAUUGUCGUUUGAUAUAUUAGCAAUAAUAAUUCUUAUAAAUAUAUAUGCGUCGACGUCGUAACCGCCGGCUCUGGUUAGAUUAAGCUUAGGCGUGGAUCUAAAAUGGAGAAGAUCUAAAUGGGAGGCUACUCAUUUUUUUAGAAAAAAUACAAUUAUAAUUUUAGUUCACGAUAGAUUAAAGAUGACAUUAUAUAGAUAAGAUUUUAUAACAAUGUUAACAAUUUUGUUUAUGUUAAUAUAUAACAUUUCCAAAGGAGGUGUGCUAAAGCCCCUUUCACUUCUCUGCAGAAUCCGCGCCUGGUUAAAUUAGGUUAGGAUCCUCAUCUGUACAAUUUAUACCUAGGUAUAUAAUAAGUACACAUUUAUACGAGAUUGUGUGUUCAUAUAGUUCACCGACGAUAACAAUAUUAUUUAUAAUAUUUAUAAUGUGUUCGACGCUAAAAACUACAAACAGAAAUCAAUAGAGUAAUUAUUAUAUAAUAGGCAAGGCCUAUUACAUACCUGGGAAUCAAGGAUUCGGCCCUCUACCCCUUAAAAAAUUGUUCCGAGGUACCUAUACAUGUUUUUAUUAACACACCACCAUUGAUAUUUAUAAUAACUAAUAUAAUAAAUGAUAGUAAAAACGAUUUUGGGGAAAGAUGGAGGACAGAAACGGAAAUUUUAUUGGGUAUUAUUUAUAGUAAUAAUCGUAGUGGUCAAAAUUCUCGGUUCACAUUAAAUAUUCCCACUCAAAAUUUUCCCCAAAAAUACGUCAUCCCGUGUAUUUUAAUAAUAUAUUAGACUCGUAUUCUAAGAGCACUCGGGUGAUGGAUCACGUCUCUGGGUCACGGAAUUUAGCAUUUAGCGUUCGUCACACGAUUUCCAGUAUAAUUAAUUAUUCCAGUUCAGUAAGCCUCAGUCCACUCCGCCCUUCCAUAAAACUCAUCAAACCUCAACACAAUACCAUCUCGGUGAGUCAAUACUCUUAACCGCUGCCACCGUGAUUCUAUUUGAUGCGCUUACAUCUAAAUUGAAUCUCUAGCGUUUACUACUGGCAAUAUAUAAAAAGUAUAUCAAAAAGAUAAUGACAAAAUUACGAAGGCAGUUAAAUUUAUUAAUUGUUAUUAUUAAUAUUGGUUUGGCUGCGUCGUGUCACACCAAAAAAAGGACGUCCAGAGUAUUUCAUUUUUUAAACGCAAAUAAUUGUAAAUUUUACUCGUGAUUUUACGCUAUCAAAUCAACAACAUGGUAAUACAUAUACUCAAUAUAUAAUCUUUUCGACCCUCAAUACCUAUCCCUCGAGUAAUAUUCUCUCGUCAAUGUUUGCGCUUUUCACGAUUUUUUUUUCUUCAAUCCAUAUAUAUAUAUAAAUCAUCUCGAUCACGUUUCUUUAGUCCCGAUUUCCUAAAAAAAUAUUUAACAACGCGUUCAGCACCUAUACGUGAACAACACUCCUCUAUGCGUUUCCGAUAACGAAUCGACUUACAACGUUUUCCUCUAUAAUGUAAUACGUGCGUUUCGUAUGUAUUCGUAUUAGCUCUAUCAUUUUUAUUUUUUCGCGUUCUCUCUCUCUUUCUCUUUCCCUCUCUGUCAAACGGUAGUUUCGCAAACACUGACUUUAUAAUAUCGUGUACCAUCAUUUUCUUUUCGCUUUUUUUACCACACAAAUGGCUUUUGGAUUUUAUUCGUAUUUUUGUCGCAUGACCAACGCUAGAUAUUUUUUUUGCCGCGGGAAAAAAUAUUUAUAAAAACAACAUCAGAGGUUUUUCCGGGUUUUUUUUCUUUUUAUUGCGGUCAUAAGCUGGUCUCGAAAUCGUGUGUGUAUUACGUGUAUAGGGCGCGAAGCCACCGGAAAAUGUGAUUCUCGCGUCCCAUAUUAUAAUACACAUCCAUUGUCGGACACGCAUCAGUGCAUCACGCACUCGAUAUUUUGCUACGCACCAAAUAUCAUUUAUCGAUCAAUAUUCAGUGUAAGCACAUCAUGCUAGUGUGUUGUAUACCUACGAAUAAAAUAUUUUUAAACACUUGUAUUGCCAUGAAUACAAUAUCAAAUUUAAUAAUAGUCAUAAUAAUAAUAUACCGAUUAUGAUAAUGAUUAUUAUGUUUUGAAGUUCUCGAUGCAAUAUACAAGUAUAAUAUUAAAAUAUAUAAUAAUAUGUACCUUAUGCCGUUGUUAUAUUGAAUUUUGUUUUUAUGUACAUAUUUUACCAGGGUUACUUUUAAAUAUAUAUCUACAUAUGUUUAGUGCGGUAUAAAAAAAUCUGUCUUCUACAUGUGUAUCUAAUUAUUAUAUUAAAAUAAUCUUGUAUAAAGUUUUUUUCCGUAGUGUAUAUUAAACAUGAACGUAUUCGUUAAAAUGCGCGUACCUAAGUCAGAUCCGAGAUCGCAACUGCCAAAGUGUUUUUUUUUUUAAUAAUAUGACUUAUUAUUAUAUAAUAGUUGUAUUAUUACGAUAUAAUAUUAUGUUAUUGAAAAUUACAAAUUUAUCGAUCUUGUUUUUGUCGAUUUUUUUUUCUUUAUUAAAUUUUACUAUAAAUGUAAAUUGUAUUGUUUUAUUAUGAACUAUAAAAUAGUACAACAGUCUCACUGAAAAACAUAAGCCGAAAAAUCCUAAACAAUCGAAACUACUCGAAAUCGUAUAAAUCACAUCGGAAAACGUUUACGAAAAAACAAUGAUUUCCAAUGUGCUAUUUACUAUACCUCAAUCAAAUCCGUUUAAUCGUUAUUAUGAGUAUGUUAAAAAUAUACGCCAUUUUCAGAUUUCUAUUAAAUCGUUUAUUACAGUUAAUUUUUUUCCAGCAUAAGUGUGCGUAAUUAUGAAUACGUGUUCCUAAUGCGUUUACUCCGCCACUAAACACUUAUAUUUUAUUAAAUAAAUAUAUCAGGUUAAAUUACGAAUCCAUGUAUAAUAAUGAGUUAUGUGCGAUAAUUCUCGUGACAUCUCAGAAUGAAGUCACAUCUCUCGUUAAAAAAAAAUAACAAUGUCUCUAAUAAAAAAAAAACUUUAAUCGUAGUUUUUUAUUUAUUAUAAUUAUUAUUUCACUCAACCCUGCGUGAAUAUUAUAAUAAUAAUAUAAUGACCAUGUAUUUGUAAUAUUUUUUUUCCUGUCUGAAUUUGUUGCAAAUUCCUAGUUCCCACUCAAUUCGUGCACGAAUUAAACGAGAGUAACCGUACUAUGAUAAAUAUUUUAAUUUCUUUGGAUAUUACUGCAGUAAUAAGUAGCAAGUGAUAUUCAUAUCACGGAUAUUCCACGUGUAUUCUGAUUUCUGAUGGAUAUUAAAAAAAUUAGACGCCUCUUACUACAUUAUAUUUUGUCAAUAUUUCGAUCUCGCUAAAAACAGUUACUAUCACUAUGUCCUACAUAAUAAUAUAUUAUUAUUAUAUUAUUGGUAGAUGUUUUUUACUUAAUGUAUCUUUUUAUAUAGCAUAUAUAUAUAAUAUAUUUAUAUUAUAUGUGUAUGAAGUAUUUAUCAUCAAAAAUAUUAGGUACAUAUUUAUUUUGUCAAGAAAUUACUUUGUUACAUAUUAUAUAACAAAUUUAAUUUCUCCGAAGUAUAAAAUUAUCAUCAGAAAAAGAAAAUACUCUUUACCGUCCCCCCAAACCCAAAGAUCUAUAGAUCGUCACUUUUAUGACUUAAAGAGGUCGCAACUGAGGAAAUACGAAUAAAGGGAGACGGAGAAGAUGAGGUUACAUCUGCAACCAGGGGUUUAAGGCGUUGGAUUUUAUUUCAGGAGGUUCCAUAUUUUGAAAUAUUAUGAUAAAUUUAUAUAGAGGCAGUAAAAUUGUAAUUCUGACUGCAACUAAUAAAACAUCUGAUUGCAGUUUAAGGGGAACCUUUAGAAACAGACUUUCGAACCCUCGUGUAUAUAAGUAUUGGGCACAGAAGCAAAACAUCCAAAUACCUUAAGAAAACGAUCUAGUCGAUCGACUGCAAUUUCUGACCGGCGGUUUAGACGUAAUGAUUUAUGUACAAUAUUAUAUCCACGUGUAUAUUGUGCUAAAAUAUCGAUAUUCUAAAUAAUAACAAACUAAUGUACGAACGCCUCAUAAAGGUGUAAUAUAUAAAGACAACGACGACAUUGCAGCGAUCCUCGUCUGUAAUAAAAUGGACGAAAGUUGUUUUAAAUUCUCGGUUUUUUUAUUUUCAUUGUCGUUGUCGUUCUUGUUAUUAUUGUUGUUGCUUUUGUUGUUGUUGAUGUUGUUGUUAUUGUUGUAUACCUAGUGUUUAUUCGUACACACGCGUGAAACAUGUGUACACCUAUACUUUAAGUGGAAAAAAAUCAAUUCUAAAUUUGAGUUAACUAUUAUUAUUAUUAUUAUUAUUAUUAUUAUAUAUUAUAUUAUACACAUAAUAUAAAGACAUCAUACUGUAUUCGUGAUUUUGCCCGUAAUUAAUAAAAUAAUUGUGUGCGGUUACAAACCUAUCUGUAAUACUAUUAUUGUCCGUUGUUAAUAUUAUGAUAAAAUUCACUGUCGAAAAUCUUCUAUAGGUAUAUAUUCUAAUAUUAUAUAUUAUUAUUAUUAUUAUUAUUAUAUGUGUUUUAAUCGAUUUUUAGAAGAGAUAAAAAUUUUAAAAAAAAAACGUUUCAUUUGAAUCUCAUAUAUAUAUAUAUAUAUACAGUCGACUUACCACGGUUAUGAGGUUACAACCUACUAUUAUAAUACUUCUAUUAUUGUAAUACCCCUGCGUAUAUGAUGUGUGUAGUGUCGGUGCCAGUGGGGGAUGGUCUUUCGAGGGAAGAAACUCGAAAGUCUGUGGGACCCGGUUGGGUUUCAUUUUUUAUGACCAUCAAACAACUGGCCCGUUAAGUACUCUGCACAAUAAUAAUAUGAUUUUAACAGAGGACCUACAUUAAUUUCGCUUUAAAUCAAAACCAGUGUGCGUACAUUUUUUUCGCGUAUGCAGUUUUUUGUCCACGUUUCAAAAAUUCGUAGACAAUAUCCGGGCGAACCCACUACGUUCACUUAUGACUUAAUAAUUAAUAAUUGUCAUUGUAUACGUAAAACGACGGUAACAAUAAAAUGUAUAUUAUUAUAUUGUUAUUGCCCAUAAUUGCCGCCGCCACCACCGUCGUGUGUUAUAUAAUAUUGUUAUGGUUUGAUCGUUUGAUCUUUUAAAACCCCAUUUGUUUUACUUUCGAAAUGUGUAGAACGAUGAUUAGAUUAAAUUCAAAUUGUUUUAAAUGUAUUGAUAUUAUUAUUAUUAUUAAUCUGGUAUAUUUUAAUAUUGUGCGAUGUUAUUUCUACACUUACAUACCAUAUUAUAUACUUUAUACAUUAUAUUGGUCAUAUUGUGCGUUAAAUAUUAGUAUAUAUUAUCAUUAUAUUAUUAUAAUUAUUAUUUAUUAUUAAUAUGAUAACGAUAUUGUUUUAUUGACAUUUUUUAUUUUUACUUGUAGACGUGUGCAGGGUAUUUAAAUUAUUAUUAUUAUUACGAUGUAAACAAUAUAGAGUUAUUAUACGGCCCGUAAUCAUAUAAUAUAGACCCGUAGUAAUUUGGCCGAGACGUGCGUAUGGGGGUAGCAUCUACACCACCUACUAAAAAUAGAAUAUACUUGAUACGUUAUUAUAUAGUCUAUAGACAACUGCUCAGACCGCAAAAUAGUAGCUGUCAUACAUAAUCGAGUAAAUAUGGGUAGUGGUUAGGUACCGCAAGGUUUACCUAUAUACCUACCUACCUCCAUGGGCUGCCAAAGGGUUUCAGUCUAUUAUCGUCUACCAUUCGAAUCUCGUUUCGACGCGGCCGGUUCCGUUCGCGUUUCGCACACCUUUAUUUAAACAUACUUACACGUUACACCACUUACACCCAUGUAUCCGAAGCAGCGUGAUUGUGAACUUUUUACCUAAAAAAAAACACAACACGAUUGCGCACCAAAAUAUUAAUAUUAUAGGCAAAAAUAUAACGUGAUAGGUAGCUGUAUAACACACAAAAAAUAGUUUAUAAACGAAAAGGUGGUUCAAAAAAAUUCAAAGCAAUAAUAACUAAUUAAAAGAAAACAAUUCAAAUUUGAAAAUAACUAUUUAAUAAAAAAAAUUAUUCCCUCGUGAUUUUUACCCAAAAAUAUAGUCAGCGAUACCUUUUCUUGUUUAAUUGAAAAUAAUUCUCCAACCGAAAACUUAGAUUUUUCUAAUUAUUUGUUAAACAGUUAUAUAUCCCACGAUGUAUUAUGUAUUUAUGUAUAUUAAUGUCUCAAUACAAAUGUAUGAAAAAUUAUAAUUUUAAAUAUGCAAUACUUUUAUUGAAAAAAAUCAUAUAAUGUCAUUUUUUAUUUUCGUGUGUAAACUUUUUUGGUGCUCAAUCGUAUUGUAUUUGUGGUGCCAUCGGUAAAAAAGGAUAACUUACAAUGGUGGACUAUAUCGGCGGGAUAUCGAAACUUUUUCUGUUGGACCACACAGCUAGUGUAGUGAGUUGUUCGUACAAAUAAUAAUUAAAGGCAUUUCCACCCGUUUAUGGCUGUAGAAAAAACAUAUUGAAUAAUAUUUAUGUUAAAGACAUUAUAAAUAUUGUUAAAAUAAAAGUGGCUUAUUAGACUUAAUAAAAAACCAUAAACAAUUAGGUACAUUUUUUUUUAGUUUAAUAUUACAUUCUCUUAUUAAAAUAUGAUUUAUCUUGUUCAGUAGUAGCUAACUUUAGAGCAACAUGUCUUAUAAAACUUCGAAUUAUCCACUAUAAAAUCACAGGACAAAACAAAUUUGAGGGCCGAUAAAAUUCCCUGGCUGAAUGUGCACUGGCAACCUCUAUAUUUUUCUUGGUAUGCAAUCAUAUCGCGUUUUAUUACCAACUAGUAACUACCUACCAAUCUAUACAAUUGUAUUAAAGUUACGCAAUAUUAUAAUGUUAAAUCGUACAUUACACAAUAGUUUACUUCCUCGUAGGUAGAGAGAUGUUCCGACGGCCUUUACGGGUUUUACGGCUUUACCUUACCAGUUUCGUCCAUAGCCCGAGUAGUGUUAUUCCGCCGCUGCAGACAACACCUUCAUAAUACUCAAAUCUUUCGGGUACUUAGGUAAAGUCCCAUACUUUACGACGACGUUUCCGGCCGCGAUGCGCGAGCGAAAUUUUCCAGUGACCACCCCAUGACAGUAUUAUAAUAUUAUAUACCACCCACACUGACAUUUCAUACAACCCGCCAAUAUGAUUCUUUUCAAAAUACCUAUAUAUACGUAUGCAUAAUAAUAUAACGACGAUGAAUUUCUCGAUAUCAUGUAGUAAUGUCACUAUUAUUAUUAUUAAUAUAUCAUUACGAUGAUACAUAAUAAUAAUAAUAUCCAGAAAAAUUAUUAUAAUUAUUAAUAGAUAUAAGUAUAUAAUAUUAUAAAACUUUAAAAUAUAUAGGUAUAUAAAAAAUACGACGGAUAAAAAUAUUCUGGCGACCAAAAAAACGAAUUGUCACUGUAACGUCCAAUUUUCAAUUUUUUUUUCCUCGGUCAUAUAUGGUUAUAUAAUAAAUAAUAAUAAAUAAUUAUAAAAUGUAAAUACGUAUAUCCUAAUAAUAUAAUAGACUCGGGUGUAACGGAUACUAAUAUAUUAUUAUAUGAUUUGAUUUCUUUCUCGAUCUACCAAAACCAAAAUAACUGCGAGUAAUAAUAAUAUUAUAAAUUUAAAUGUUUUGUAGAUAAUGUGUAAAAAAAAAUAAAAAAGUUCUAUUGUUCAUUAUAAAUAUAUUAUAUUAUUGUGAAUUAUUUUUUUUUUUUUUUUUUAAUAUUAUUUUGGUUUUUAAAUACGUGAGACAGGACUCGCGUAUAGUAGUUUGUAAGGUCAUUACGUCGUCUACUUGUAAAUAUAAUACCGAUAAUAAUAUUAUACAUCAAUUGAUAAUGUUGUAUUAUAUAUUAGUAAUAUUAUAUUAUAUUAUAUAUGAUA
Molecule: messenger RNA, 12873 nt
Organism: Rhopalosiphum padi (bird cherry-oat aphid)
Lineage: Eukaryota; Metazoa; Arthropoda; Insecta; Hemiptera; Aphididae
Gene: mmd
Product: disintegrin and metalloproteinase domain-containing protein 11
Exons: 28
Coding region: 705-4727 (1340 amino acids)
Biological process (GO): membrane protein ectodomain proteolysis
Molecular function (GO): metalloendopeptidase activity
Source: RefSeq, a predicted model, not a curated record